This is a messenger RNA of Silurus meridionalis, 930 nucleotides long. Its product is annotated as extensin-like. The transcript has 2 exons. Lineage: Eukaryota; Metazoa; Chordata; Actinopteri; Siluriformes; Siluridae. The record is from RefSeq and is a predicted model, not a curated record. The coding region runs from base 1 to 930 and encodes 309 amino acids.
AUGCCCCAUCCAAACAGCCCACUGCCCCAUCAAAAAAAAAAAACACUGCCCCACCCACAACAGCCCACUGCCCCACCCAAAACCCACUGCCCCACCCAAACAGCCCACUUCCCUACCCACAACAGCCCACUGCCCUACCAAACAGCCCACAGCCCUACCCACAACAGCCCACUGCCCUACCAAACAGCCCACAGCCCUACCCACAACAACCCACUGCCCUACCAACAUAGCCCACAGCCCUACCCACAACAACCCACUGCCCUACCAACACAGCCCACUGCCCUACCCACAACAGCCCACUGCCCUACCAAACAGCCCACAGCCCUAUCCACAACAACCCACUGCCCUACCAACAUAGCCCACAGCCCUACCCACAACAGCCCACUGCCCUACCCACAACAACCCACUGCCCUACCAACAGCCCACAGCCCUACCCACAACAACCCACUGCCCUACCAACACAGCCCACUGCCCUACCCACAACAACCCACUGCCCUACCAACACAGCCCACUGCCCUACCCACAACAACCCACUGCCUACCAACACAGCCCACAGCCCUACCCACAACAACCCACUGCCUACCAACACAGCCCACAGCCCUACCCACAACAACCCACUGCCCUACCAACACAGCCCACUGCCCUACCCACAACAACCCACUGCCCUACCAACACAGCCCACUGCCCUACCCACAACAACCCACUGCCCUACCAACACAACCCACUGCCCUACCCACAACAACCCACUGCCCUACCAACACAGCCCACUGCCCUACCCACAACAACCCACUGCCCUACCCACAACAACCCACUGCCCUACCAACACAGCCCACAGCCCUACCCACAACAACCCACUGCCCUACCAAACAGCCCACUGCCCCACCAAAACAGCAAUACAAACUAAAGACAGAAAACAGGACGAAGCCCUGA